Boleophthalmus pectinirostris (great blue-spotted mudskipper) is the source of this 3588-nucleotide messenger RNA. It is a transcript of the gene znf143b, whose product is annotated as zinc finger protein 143b. Gene Ontology annotation, biological process: regulation of transcription by RNA polymerase II; central nervous system development. Gene Ontology annotation, cellular component: nucleus. The record is from RefSeq and is a predicted model, not a curated record. NCBI's taxonomy places the organism in Eukaryota, Metazoa, Chordata, Actinopteri, Gobiiformes, Gobiidae. Gene Ontology annotation, molecular function: RNA polymerase II cis-regulatory region sequence-specific DNA binding; DNA-binding transcription factor activity, RNA polymerase II-specific.
GCCCCGCGGACUUUACACAGGGUUUUAUACGGUCUUUAGAGAGUAAAGGUGUUAGCGUGUGUAACGAAUGUGAAGAAAGUCAACAUAAAAAGGACAAAGUUUGAAUUUUAGGUCAUUUUUAUUCGUGUGACGUAACGUGGAACAAAUGCUAAAGGGAGCUAAUGCUAAAAACAGACGGGAGUCGCUCUUUAAAUCUUUCAUAUUACACUUCUUUUGUAAAUUGUGUGGCUUAAUGGGUCCGGAAUAAACACGACGUCCUCCUGAACAUUGGUGAUGUUCAAAUCGUCCUGAAAAUAAUCUUUAAAUGCAGCAUAAACACCACUUAGCAUCACACGAGCUGUAGCAUUGAGCUAGAAUCUGCGAUGCCCGAUCUGGGGCUUCAGGAGAUGUGAUUGACAGCUGUGUGGACCAAUGGCCUUGCGCUCUUUUCCCUCUUGGACCAAUCUCAGGGCGUGUUUGCUCCGGAGGCGGGGCUCCGCAGGCUCGGCCGCUGACACCAUUCAUGUUCCCGGGGCGGGCUCCGCGGACCGUUUCCUGCACUGGUGCAUGGUGGUCGAACAGGAGGAAUUGUUGGAAAUUUCUGGAGCUGAAUAAUGCUCCUAGCACAGAUAAACCGUGGCGACGCUCAGGGGAUGGCAGAGUUUCAGGAUGCCGAUGGUCAACCGGUCACUCUGUGUCUGACUGAGACAGUCACUGUGGCAGAUGGAGAUCAGAUGGAAGGCGUGGACACGGUGAGUCUUCAGGCUGUGACAUUGGCAGAUGGUUCCACGGCGUAUAUUCAACAUGACUCCAAACCGUUCCCCGAGGCUCAGAUCAUGGACGGACAGCUUAUCCACUUUCAACAUGACUCCAAAGCCUUCACUGAACCUCACCUCAUGGACGGACAGGUCAUCCAGCUCGAGGUCGGAUCUGCAGCCUAUGUACAACACCUGUCUGUGCCCAAAGCAGGAGAUGGUCUACAGUUAGAGGAUGGUCAGGCUGUUCAGUUGGAGGAUGGAACCACAGCUUACAUUCACACCCCCAAAGAUUCGUAUGAACAGUCAGGUCUGCAGGAGGUGCAGUUGGAGGAUGGGAGCACGGCUUAUAUCCAACAUACUGUGCACAUGCCCCAGUCCAAUACCAUCCUCGCCAUCCAAGCCGAUGGCACAGUGGCCGACCUGCAGGCGGAAGGCGCUAUAGACCCCGAGACCAUCAGUGUCCUGGAGCAAUACACCACCAAGGUUGAGAACAUAGAAAACCCUUUGGUUCCCUUUGGUCGAGUGGAGACGGACAACGGCGUUCACAUGAGAAUUGUACUUCAAGGUCACGAUAACAGACGCAUGACAAAUGUUGGAGAGAAGGCCUUCAGAUGUGACUAUGAAGGAUGCGGGAAACUCUACACCACAGCACACCAUCUCAAAGUCCAUGAGCGAUCACACACUGGGGACAAACCCUACAUCUGUGAAUAUCCAGGCUGUGGAAAGAAGUUUGCAACAGGUUAUGGUCUGAAGAGCCACUCGAGGACUCACACUGGAGAGAAGCCGUACAGGUGUCAAGAACUCAACUGCUGCAAAUCAUUUAAAACGUCUGGAGACCUGCAGAAACACAGGACACACACAGGAGAGAAACCUUUUAAAUGUCCAGUGGAGGGCUGCGGUCGGUCGUUCACGACCUCAAACAUUAGAAAAGUUCACAUCAGGACUCACACAGGAGAGAGGCCGUACUAUUGCUCUGAGCCCAGCUGUGGGAGGAGCUUUGCCAGCGCCACGAACUACAAGAACCACAUGAGGAUACACACAGGAGAGAAGCCGUAUGUGUGCACAGUCCCUGGAUGUGAGAAGCGUUUCACAGAAUACUCGAGUCUCUACAAACAUCAUGUGGUGCAUACGCCCUGUAAACCCUACAACUGCAACCACUGUGGAAAGACCUACAAACAGAUCUCCACUCUGGCAAUGCACAAGAGGACUGCCCAUAAUGACACAGAGCCCAUCGAGGAGGAGAGCGAGGCCUACUUUGAACCAUCAGAUGCAAUGGAUGACCCGAGCGUGAACUACGGACGAGCAGACGGAGAAGACUCAGGAGUAGAACCUGUCCCAGAAAAUCCAGAGAUGAUCCAGAGACAACACUUGGCUCUGGUCACACAAGAGGAUGGGACACAGCAACAGGUGAGCAUCUCGGAGGCAGAGCUUCAGGCAAUGGGUGGGACUAUCACUAUGGUGACGCAGGAGGGCACGACUAUCACGAUCCCAGCACAUGAACUCACCCACCAGAGGGCGCAUCAUCUGACCAAUCAGGGCGGACACCAGCUUACCAUGGUAACAGCCGACGGAGGAGACGAGCAGGUGGCGAUCAUGGCCCCUGAUAUGAGCACGUUUCAGACAGUAGAAGAAGCAGCAUACGCUCAGGAUCAAGGUGAUGGUCCAGUAACGCUGCUCGCCACGUCCAACGGAACGCACAUCGCUGUACAGUUGAGUGAGAGUCCGUCGCUGGAGGAGGCCAUCAGGAUCGCCUCAAGAAUACAACAAGGAGAGUCUCCAGGCCUGGAGGACUGACAAUAAACCAGGACUGGGACUAGACUAGGGGUGCGCUCACACUUGCCCAGUCACCACAUCACAGCUAAACUUAAAACUAACCUAAAACUAGACCAGGACUAAACCAGAAGUGAUCAGAACAAGUGUGAACGCAUCAGAAAACUAGGACAUGGACCAGGACUUGGACCAGGACUUGGAACAAGCCAGAUCUAUAGGAGCCUGGGCAGGUCUGGGAAAAAGUGAUUGAAAUGCUUAAAAAUGUAUUUAAACAGUAUUGAGUUGAGUUCAUUCCACAAACCAGUUUUACAGGUUUAACAGGUUUUAUGUCAGAUGUCCUUCAUCAUGGCCCACCACAUUACUAUGACAGAAAGGGGCAUACAAAAAGAGUAUAUGCCUGGGUCUGAACCAGUGACUCUCUGGUAGUAGUGCUGCACAUUUUUGGUUGGAAAAAGUAUUAUGAUUGCAGUUGUAUAUUUUGAGUUUUCAAAUCUGGAUUAAUUUAAUACAUUAUGUCCAUCAGCAACAAGAUUUUAAAGAACGCUGAAAAAUGAACUGCUAAACUAAUCCAAAAAUACCAUGAACAUGUUUGUAGAGGGCUAAAGUGUACAGCCAGCUUUUACAGAGUAAGACUCCAUUGAGACAAAGGGAGGGCAUCUGACACAGAGGAAUAGGAGCUUGCCUAAUUGACUGCAGACUUUGGAAUUUGAUAAUUGUGACCAACCCUUACAUUUUUUUUCAUAUGUUUAAUAAUGAGUUGAUAGCAUUUUGCAUCAGGCCUAUGAUUAUGGUACCUCUGGGAAAACCUGGACUGUUCUUGGUCACUGGUCUGGUCUCUUUGGUCUUAGUCCUGGUCUCUGGUUUUAGUCCUGGUCUCUGGUCUGGGUCCUGGUCUCUGGUUUUGCACUCGGACUUUGACAAAUCGAGUCUUCCAACACAAGCUGCGCUUUUAUUGUACAUAGAACUGUAGGAUUUUGAUAAAUGGACUCUUAAAGUAUUUUGUCCCUGAAUGUGGAGGGAGAGCUUUCUAACAGUGUACAGCUAAUGCUAUUUCUAAUAAAAAAAAAAUGUGAAGAACUAA